Messenger RNA from Triplophysa rosa, 2622 nucleotides. Its product is annotated as E3 SUMO-protein ligase ZBED1-like. Gene Ontology annotation, molecular function: DNA binding. The coding region runs from base 148 to 1575 and encodes 475 amino acids. The transcript is spliced from 2 exons. Lineage: Eukaryota; Metazoa; Chordata; Actinopteri; Cypriniformes; Nemacheilidae. The record is from RefSeq and is a predicted model, not a curated record.
UAUAUUAUCGUUUGCGAUAUACCGUUGAAAAUUCUCCUCGUGAGAAAAAUUUGUCUCCUCGCGAUAAUAACAACGAUAAGUCUAGUUGAUGACGUAGUUUCAUGCGCGACCGAUUCACUGUUCACGUGCGCGACCGAUUCACUGUUCAUGUGCGGAGUGAAAACAAGCAUGGCGGAAGGCGGACGUGAGGCUGAGGAGGAGCUUGUUGUUAAGCGAGGAGCUAACUCCACAAUUUGGAACUGGUUUGGUUAUACAAAAUCCGAUGCGGAGCAAACUACAGUAAUAUGCAAGGUUUGCAGAAAAACAGUGGUUACAAAGAGUGGAAACACGUCCAAUUUGUUCCACCAUCUAAAACACAAACCAGAGUACGAAGAAAGUUUGAAGCUACGCGAGGCAACAACUACAAGUGGACGACCUAGGGGUAAGAAAAUUCCCACCCAGACGAAAAUUGCCAGCGCAUUUGCUAAUUGCGUCUCUUAUGAUAAGCAAAGUAAACGAUGGAACGAAUUGACGGACGCGGUGGCGUUUUGUCUGGCAAAAGACAUGUUGCCAUUCCAAACUGUCGAAAAAGAAGGAUUCAAGCGAAUGAUCCAUAAACUGGACCCAAGAUACAACAUGCCUUCAAGGAAGUACUUUUCCAAAACAGCCCUGCCAGCGAUGUAUGAAGAGUGCCGUGGUAGGGUACAAACAGCACUGUCUACGGCGGAUUUUUAUGCUUCAACUGCAGACAUGUGGAGUAGCAGAGCGACUGAGCCGUACAUUAGCCUUACGGUCCACUACAUAACGAGUGACUGGAGAUUGAACAGCUGUUGCAUCCAGACAAGUUUCUUCCCAGAUGACCACACGGGUGAAAACAUCGCGAGUGGCUUGAAGCAGUUCCUUCAAGAAUGGAAUUUAGAUGAGAAACAGGUGUGCCUAACAACGGACAGCGGGGCCAAUAUAGUAAAAGCAGUCACUCUAAACAUGUGGACAAGACUGUCUUGCUUUGGCCAUUGUCUACACAUUGCUAUUGAGAGAAGCAUGAGAGAUACCAGGAUUGACAGAGCUGUGGGGGUCUGUAAGAAGAUUGUCAGUGUUUUUUCGCACAGCUGGAAAAAGCAGCGAACACUCAAAGAUGCUCAAGUAGAACUUGGCCUUCCGCCACACAAACUUGUGACUGAAUCGGCAACACGAUGGGGAUCAAGGCAGAAGAUGAUUCAGCGGGUACUUGAGCAAGAGAAGGCCAUUACGCAAGUCCUGGCUGCGGACAGGUCAACCAGGCAUCUGGUGCCUACUUGGCAGGAUAUUGAUGUCCUAGACUCUGUCAGUAAGGCACUUGGGCCUCUUCUUGAUUUUACAGAUGCCCUCUCUUCUGAAAACUAUGUCACAGUGUCAUGCUUGAAGCCUACUCUUCACCUAUUCAACAGUGAGCUGCUGCAGGGGAAAGAUGAAGACACAGAUCUCACCAAGACAAUUAAAAGUUCAAUACUGGACUACAUGAACACCAAAUAUGGUGACCUAGAGGUUCAGGAACUGAUCAACAUGGCAACAAUUCUUGAUCAAUUCUUGAUCCACGCUUCCGCACUCAGUAUAUGAGUCAAGAAGAGAUCCUGGUCAUCAAAGCCAGAUUAGUCAGAGAGGUGGAAUCCCUUUCUGUCAUGCCAAGUGAUGCUGGCUCUGCUACCCCUGUAACGUUAGCUGAAUCAACAAAAGAAGCUCAGAGUGCAUCUAAAAGGCAGAAGAAGAGUCUUGGAAGUUUUUUCAAGAAACCAGCUGCUGAGAUGACCACAUUGACCAGCCUUUCUGAAACAGAGAAAAUUGAGGCUGAAUUAAACAACUACCUGCAUGGGCCACUUGCAGAUGGUGAAAGCAAUCCCCUUACGUGGUGGAAGGUACACAAGGUGAAUUUCCCUAACAUCAGUCGUUUGGUGAAAAAGUACUUGUGCAUCCCCGCCACAAGUACACCCUCGGAGAGGGUGUUCAGCGCUGCAGGAAAUGUAGUGACAUGUCAAAGGUCUCUUCUGAAACCAGCUACAGUGAAUAUGUUGGUCUUCUUGACCAAAAAUCUUAAGGUCUGAGCCCUGUUCUCUUUUUGAAAGCUACUGAAUCACACUAGUAUGUGUGUUAUACAACUUGCACUACCAGACAUGUUCAUGUCAGCCUCAUUUCUACAUUUUGCUAACAAAUUAAGAGUAUAUCAGUGUUUACAGUUUGAUUAAACUUUUAUUUAAAUUUAAUUUAUUGAUUUGUUUUUUAAUUUAUCAUCUUGUGUUUUGCACUAUUUUGUAAACUAUCUGAAGUCAUUGUUACUUUUUGAUACAGUGUUUUACAAUUUGUUCCAUGGGACAAGUGUUGAAAAUUUAACUACCUAAUUGGAGGUAGCAUGUUCCACAUAUGUAUUAUAUUUACAUUCAAAGAGUGUGUCGUUCUCACUGAACUUCUUUACUUUAACAUGUUUGUUACUUUAUCAGGAUUUAUUUGCAGUUGUACUUGUAAUUUUGAAACACAACUGAAGACAUGGGUGGUGAUUGUUACUUUUGCUGUUUGCACUAUUUUUGCCACUGUUGCACCAUGAGAGUAUAAAUAAAUACAGAAACUUUGUUUACAUUUUAAACUUGUAAUUGAUUUUAAUUAUUAUUGUGU